This is a messenger RNA of Lymnaea stagnalis (great pond snail), 638 nucleotides long. The record is from the annotation of a GenBank genome assembly. NCBI's taxonomy places the organism in Eukaryota, Metazoa, Mollusca, Gastropoda, Lymnaeidae.
AGAUGUUUUUACUGUGGAGAGUCUCUUGAUGUUCCUUGUUUGCAUUGUGGGAUUUGCGCUCAGUGCACCCAUCAUUUGGCUGUAAGUAAAUUAUAAAAUGAGAUUUAUUGUUCCCGUAAAAUGAAAUCAUUCACAAGCAUUGAAGAAAUCCCUGGUCUAUUGAAGAAAUCCCUGGUCUAUUGAAGAAAUCCCUGGUCUAUUGAAGAAAUCUCUGGUCUAAAUCUUUAGGUCCGAAGUUUAUUUUAUUGCCGACAUUCUUCUGUUAUAAAUAUUAAUUGUUGGUAUUCUUAUCGUCCUGGUUUUUUCAUGAUAUUUGAUAAGUGUAAGAAUUGUUGGUAUUCUUAUCGUCCUGGUUUUUUCAUGAUAUUUGAUAAGUGUAAGAAUUAUUUUAAUUUUAGAAACUUGCCAAAACUGUCCAACCUGGCCACAUUACAUCCAAGUCCUUCAAGUUACAGAGAAUGAAAGAUGGAGAGAUGAAAGAUGAUGAACGUAUUCUUAGCAACACAAAGGGUUCUGUCUAUUUCUACAAAAAAGGUCACCGCAUGCAGCUCCUCCCGGCAAUGACGCCAUUUUAUUGGGAUGAGAUUUUCAUAACCACUCUAAGGGGAGCUAACUUCUAUCUCCAUUUGACGUUGUAA